Molecule: messenger RNA, 2846 nt
Organism: Tachysurus vachellii
Lineage: Eukaryota; Metazoa; Chordata; Actinopteri; Siluriformes; Bagridae
Gene: stk32a
Product: serine/threonine kinase 32A
Exons: 13
Coding region: 229-1452 (407 amino acids)
Biological process (GO): G protein-coupled receptor signaling pathway; regulation of signal transduction; protein phosphorylation
Molecular function (GO): G protein-coupled receptor kinase activity; G protein-coupled receptor binding; ATP binding
Source: RefSeq, a predicted model, not a curated record
AUUAUUGGUAUGCAUGUGAGGGUGUUAUAAUGCUCACAGUGGCUCCAAUCUGGCAACCCCGAUCAUUUUCUAUUUUUUUUGGACCAACACUUGGAGGAAUCCGAGGAGUCACACAGGAGCAUCUCAUCUUUCUUCCUCAGCAUCUUUUAUCCUCCCCUCCAUCCUCUUCAUCAUCACUGUCGUGUGUGAGUUCGUCCAACACUCCUCAUGUUUCUGUGAGCUGGAACAAUGGGACUCGGAUCAUCCAGCAGAUCCACUGACAGCCAACACAAUGAAGAAGUCAACUUUGACCACUUCCAGAUACUCAGAGCUAUUGGAAAGGGCAGCUUUGGGAAGGUGUGCAUCGUGCAGAAAAAGGACACUAAGAAGAUGUACGCCAUGAAGUAUAUGAACAAGCUCAAGUGUGUGGAACGGAAUGAAGUGCGCAACGUCUUCAAAGAGCUUCAGAUCAUGCAGAACCUGGAGCACCCGUUCCUGGUGAACUUCUGGUACUCUUUUCAGGAUGAGGAGGACAUGUUCAUGGUGGUUGAUCUUCUGUUAGGAGGAGACCUGCGCUAUCAUCUUCAACAGAAUGUACAUUUUUCCGAGAGCACUGUGAAACUCUACAUCUGUGAACUCGCUUUGGCGCUGAAUUACCUGCGCAACAAACGCAUCAUUCACAGAGACAUCAAGCCUGACAACAUCUUACUGGAUGAACACGGUCACACUCACCUGACUGACUUUAACAUUGCUGCUAUCGUCAAAGACGAUUUAAAAGCCACAUCCAUUGCUGGGACAAAGCCAUACAUGGCUCCGGAGCUUUUCCAGACAUCUGAGGGAACACAUCCAGGUUACUCCUUUGCGGUGGACUGGUGGUCUCUGGGUAUAACAGCCUAUGAGCUGCUGCGUGGACAGAGGCCGUAUAUAAUGCGCUCCAGCACACCAACCUCAGAGAUCCUGCAGGCCUUCCAUAAAGUCCAUCCCUGUUAUCCAGCCGCUUGGUCAGUAGAGAUCAAGUCUCUGUUGCGGAAGCUGCUGUGUGUCGAUGCACAGAAACGUCUCUCGUCUCUCUGUGAGCUGAAGGACACGGAGUGUCUCUCUAACGUAAACUGGGACGCUGUGCUGAGUAAAGACGUCCCACCAGGCUUCAUCCCCAACAGACGGAGACUAAACUGCGACCCCACGUUUGAGCUGGAGGAGAUGAUCCUGGAGUCGAAGCCUCUGCACAAGAAGAAGAAGAGGUUAGCGAGGAAGACGAGGGAUCAGGGCUCUGAUGGAUCUCCACAGAACGGUCAGCUGCAGCAGCGCCUCGACUGCGUACAGCGAGACUUCCUCAUCUUCAACAGAGAGAAGUUGACGAAGGCCAAAGCAGACACGGACUCCAGCGACACGAACCUGACAGAGCAGAACCGAGCUCACGAGGACGGACAGAACAACAACGUCACCAGCGCAGCAGCAUGUUUAUCGAGUUAGAGCUUUUAAUUGUUCACUGAAAAAAAAAUCUCCGAAUGAAAGGAAGCUGAUCAACUCAAUGAGCUCAGGGAGAGAGCGAGAGAGCACCAGAGCAGUCAGUGGAGAAUGUGACGAUUCUCUUUUAACUGAGGAACCGCUGACGUUAAGAUCAGCUCAGAGACACAGAGAGCAGUGAAGAAAUCAUCCCUCCUGCUUUGCUUUUUCUGUCUGUUUAUUUCAUUCAAACCCCAGUGUGCACUCCUAAUUGUAGACGAGGAAGAUGAUGGCUUAUGUAACGUGUGUGUAAAGUCCUGAUUGGGUAAGAGUAGGGUGAGGGGCGGAGUCAGUUCAAAUGUCAUUCAAAAACAUAUCAUACUUCAAUGUAGCUUUUACAAGAGACAGAGGUCUAAAAACCAGCGAGACCCAGCAGAGAAGUUUGUCUUAUUAUCUCAUGUAAAUUCCUGAGUUUCUUUCUGUGUGAUUUUAUUCUGAAGAGUGGCCUUACACGUCAUGCUCCACAAGUCAGGUCUGAAAGUCUGCUUUCAUUUCAUCAUUAUACACAGCUUUAUAUCAAUACAACAACACUGAACAUCUGUGUAACAUCUGCUAGUGUUCUGUCUGUAUACACAGUCUGUUAAAUAACUGAUAAAUGAGGCCUGAAAUCCUUCUGGACACUUCAGAUAAUCCCAAUAAACCUGAUAAGUUUCAUGCAGAAUAAGGAUAGAGAUAGCCUGUAAAUAAGUGUGUGUGUGUGUGUGUGUGUGUGUCUGCAGCUGUGUAGACUAAAGUUCUUGCUGACGCUUGCAGACUUUUAGCCCUGAUGUGUUUUUGCCUUACCUCGAUUCCACAUGCACUUUAGAGAAGAGCUGCAGCCUCAUGGAUUUGUUGCUUGUUGCUGAUCAUCACCCUGUGUUUUACUGCUGGUUUUAACACACCUGCUUUUACUUCUCCGACACACAGGUAAGGUAAUGAGUGAGAACAUCACAGCUGCAGAGAUUUACCUGCUCUGUAUUCAUCAGUAAAACAGACCCCUGAUCAAAUAUCCUCCUGAUACCUUUAGUAUGUUCAGAAUUAAGGACGUCUCGUUAUAUCACUACAAGGGGAAGUGGAUGCGGGUGCGUUAGACGGCGUGUCGGAACACAGACGGCAGCGUAACAGAAGUGGAUUGUGUGUGUGAUGUUCCAUACACUCAGAGCUUUUCAUUUCAGGAAGCACAACAAAGGGAAAUUUCACUAAACGAUUUGUCUCCAUUUCAUCAUUCACUCGUUCAUUACUGUGGUGUGUUUGUCAGGUAUUUAAAGCGAGUGUGAAGAAGAGUGUGUACAUGGGUUACAGCCUCAGUUAUGGAUGAGAACGUCGGAGUUUUGCCAUUAAGCAUUUCUAAAAACUUUUUAAUAAAAUUUUUUGACAAAUCA